AUGGAUAAUGAAACCACAGUUCCUUACUUCCUGCUCCUGGAAUUCUCAAAAGAUCGGCAUCUGCAGCUUCUACACUUCUACUUAUUCUUCAUAUUAUACCUGGCAACUGCUACAGCAAAUCUUCUCAUCAUCUCUGUAGUAGCUUUUGACCAUCAACUGCAUAGGCCCAUGUACUUCUUUCUAGUGAAUUUGGCUGUGCAGGACCUGGGCAUUGUUUCAGUCAUUCUCCCCAAAUCCAUGAUUAAUUCCCUCAUGGGCAGCAGAAACAUCUCUUAUUUUGGUUGUGUUGCUCAAGUCUUUCUCUUUAUCUCCUUCGAAGCUUCUGAUUUCUCCCUCCUGACAGUCAUGGCCUAUGAUCGAUAUGUUGCCAUUUGCAAUCCACUGCACUAUGAGAUGGUGAUGAAUUGGAAAGCCUGCACCAAAAUUGUGAUUCUGGUGGGGGUUACAGGUCUUCUCUAUGGAAUGUUGCAUACCACCGGAACCUUUUCCAUCCCUUUCUGUUCUAAUGUUGUCAACCAGUUUUUCUGUGAAAUCCCACAAUUACUAAAGCUGCCUUGCUCUGGCUUCAAUCUACUUGAAGCUGGCGUUCUUGUAGCCAGUUUCACUGGAGGAUUAGGUUGUUUUAUGUUGAUCGUUGGGUCUUACGUCAUGAUCUUCAAGGCAGUGUUGAGAAUCCCUUCAGUGAAAGGAAGGCAGAAGGCCUUUUCUACCUGUCUUCCCCACUUUAUAAUCUUUUCCAUGUUUUUGGUAACUUCAUGCCUGGCCUACCUGAGACCUCCCUCUAACACCCCAACUUACUUAGAUGUAGCAUUCACCGUCCUUUAUUCCUUACUUCCACCCCUGAUCAAUCCAAUCAUCUAUAGCAUGAGAAAUAAGAAUAUUAAACUUGUCCUGUCUAAAAUGUGGCGGUUCUGA
Molecule: messenger RNA, 915 nt
Organism: Candoia aspera
Lineage: Eukaryota; Metazoa; Chordata; Lepidosauria; Squamata; Candoiidae
Product: olfactory receptor 14C36-like
Exons: 1
Coding region: 1-915 (304 amino acids)
Biological process (GO): G protein-coupled receptor signaling pathway
Cellular component (GO): membrane
Molecular function (GO): odorant binding; G protein-coupled receptor activity; olfactory receptor activity
Source: RefSeq, a predicted model, not a curated record